AUGUGGAGGGGCGAAGAUUAUGAGUUUCAGGCUGUCGGGGAUAAGGAAGCCCCGGAUUACGGUGACGGGUCUUCAGCAAUUACAGUAAAAGUUCAUCACGGUGGGGGUUUUGCGAGGAGGAAUGGGUAUUUUGGACCUCAUAAGAUUUAUUUUAGAGACAUGAGUAUGAAAGAAUAUUCUGGUAUGAGGAGGUUAAUUGGAGAUCGAGAUUUGGUGGACCUCAUUCGCCUAUUCUCAACUGACAACCCAAUUGUUGUACUCUAUAGUAUUGGGAUCCAUGAACCUGAUACCUUACCUUUAGAUAAGCCCAAGCCUGGUGAGGAAAAUCCAAUUGCAGCAGAAGAUAGAUUAGAAGAAUCUAAUGGGGAUGAGUCUGAUCAGGUGAAUGAAGCUUUGAUUAAUUUUGUUGUUGAAUAUGUGAGAGCAUCGGGUUGGAGUACAUUGCAAAAGCCAACUGAGUUUGUGCCUUAUAAAUUAGGUGAUAGGGUGAUAGAUGAUUCAGAAGAUGACUGUGGUUCUUGCUCAGAAGGGGGUUUAAUUCAUGAUUCGGAUGAUGAAGGACCGAGGGGUAAGAAAUAUAGGGAGUUCAAGCUUCACUUAGAAAUGCAUAAUCCCUCUUUUGAACUCAAUCAAAAAUUCUCAUCCAAGUAG
Messenger RNA from Oldenlandia corymbosa var. corymbosa, 651 nucleotides. NCBI's taxonomy places the organism in Eukaryota, Viridiplantae, Streptophyta, Magnoliopsida, Gentianales, Rubiaceae. The record is from the annotation of a GenBank genome assembly.